This is a messenger RNA of Octopus sinensis (East Asian common octopus), 925 nucleotides long. RefSeq lists its product as uncharacterized. Bases 401 to 835 code for a protein of 144 amino acids. The record is from RefSeq and is a predicted model, not a curated record. Lineage: Eukaryota; Metazoa; Mollusca; Cephalopoda; Octopoda; Octopodidae. The transcript has 3 exons.
UUCAUCUCAACUGGAUUUGAAACAACAGGAAAAACAACAAUAAUAAUAAUGAGAAUAGCAAAAAUAAACAAAGAAAAACAAAAGCAAAACCAAACCACGCCUGCAGAACAAGAACACACUUAAGAAACCUUAUUCACACAGUAGUUAGACAGGUGUGUGUAAGCACAGGUUGGAAUGCUGCUCUCAACUGGAUUUCUUAGUCUCUAUUGACACAGCAGUUGUCCAAAAUACAAAUAAAAUCUUUUUUUAAACAAAAAAAGCUAACUUGUUUCUGCUUUCCUGUUUGUCUUUUCUACCCAACUUCAGUUAAAGCAGGGUCAGCGUUCUGUCAGGAGAACAAAUUUUUAUUCAAAUUCUGACCACCAACAACAUCAAGAGACUCUGGCAUAUACCGUUAACCAUGGCUGUCGUCUUAACUUUCCUUCUUCUCAUUCUGGCUUCAGCAGAAUGCCGUGAAAUGUGUUAUAACUGCCAGUACACGAUCACCUCAACCAAACAAGGUAUAGAGUGUAGCGAUCACUUCAAUGAAACAUCUAAAAUGUACCGAUGUCAAUAUUCUUGUCUCAUAAGAACUUUGAGAAACACAGUUACUAAAACAAUAACAUCAACCUUCCGUGGUUGCGCUGAACAUGGAAAGAGUGGAUGUGAUGAUAUUAAUGGCGUGACACAAUGUUCUUACUCGUGCGAUAAAGAUUUAUGCAACACCAUGAGUAUUGACGAACUUGAAGAGAAAUAUGGUGUGAAGGAUGGAACAAAUGUAAUAUAUGGCAAUAAUUUCAUAAUUGUUAUUGCUUUUCUUAUUCUGAACUUUAUCAGCUUUCUAAAACUAUCUUAGUUCUUAACCCUCAGGUUACCAUAUUUCUGUUGAAUACAUUUCCUUUAUUUCAAUUCUUUUUAGAAAAUAAUAAAGAUUUAAGUGAAAUAA